Molecule: messenger RNA, 2196 nt
Organism: Arachis ipaensis
Lineage: Eukaryota; Viridiplantae; Streptophyta; Magnoliopsida; Fabales; Fabaceae
Source: RefSeq, a predicted model, not a curated record
UUUUCUAAAACUAAAAUGGGGAAGAAAAGGAUUUACGAAUUUUCUCUCUACCAACGCGUGUCCCCGGUUCCACGUCCAUGGGCUUGACGCGUGGAAACAAUUAUAUUUCAAUUUGUGUUUUACUCCUCGGCAGAAACUUCUCACCUGUUUGAAGGUUAUCGGGGGAGAUCUUUGCCCAGCAGAUUGAAGAGAGUCAUUCUCGCAGCAAUUCCAAAACCACCAUCUACCGAAAGAAAACGGAAAUGCUAGCUUUUGAUUGGAUAAUUGGGGUUAACAAUGGAUUGAGAACUCAUUGUCCCUGAUAGAGAAGAGGAAAAGAAGCAGCAAUUUUUUUCCCAAAUUCUAAGUCACCAGAGACGGCUGGACAUUAGCUCAUCAGAAAAGAGCUAGAAGUUACAAAUGUCAUCGCUCUAGGGCGCAGAUGAAGCCUUUCUUUGCCUCCACUGGUCAGCUGUGGAAAGAGCAGAAGCUAGCCGAAAAACCUGCAAGGUUUGGCAUCAGCACUGGCACCCAAGGUGAUAAAAAAGCCCCAUUAAAGAGCUCAUCAAUAAUGUUCACUCUUCCACUUUCUCCCACCAACUGUAGCCUUAUUUUUCCAUGAACUGAUAGCUUUCAUUUUUGGCCUCAAGGAGCAAUUCAUUGAAAAUAGAGUCCUACAUCUUGCUAAAAUCAUGAGUAAAGAAAAAGGCAACAUUUUAAUAACUAUGCUGAGUUCAGCUGCUUCUUCAACUGUGGGUCUUUUUUCAGAAAGAAAAAAGAGUCCGCCAAGGUGAAAGAAGAAUGGACCCUCGACAAGAAAAUCACAUGCAAAUGCAAAGCAAAGAUAACGAUGGACAUAGGAGGAGCAUAUAUUGUUUCUAAGAGCCAUAGUGCUAUAUGGAAGAAUGGCAUGGAAGGUUCGCUAGGAACAACUUCCACAAAUUCAGAGUACUUUGCCUCUACCUCAGUACUUGCACCAACCAUUCAUGCUUUGCUUCUUAUUAUAUAUUCUAGAAUUUUGAGAAAGAAAGUGAAGAGGUGGGAGGUCAAGGUGUUGGGACUUAGCUCAGAGUUGGUGAGAAAGGGGAAGGAAAUUGAGCAGUUCAUCAAGGAGAGUACAUCUCAUUUUUUUUUUGGUGAUCUACGGGGUCAAGGACCCCAACAAAGGAAAGAAAGAGAGAACAACACAAGGCAAGAAAGAAAGCUAAGACCCUAUAACUCUGAUAUAGUCUUUUUUAAGAGGCUUUGGCUUUUAAAUUAUGGCAAUAUAAAAAUUUCAUAUAAGUAAUUAUUUUUUGCUUUUGGUGCACCUAUUUGCCGCCUUAAUAUGUGAUAUUUUUUUAAUAUUUGUGAGUAUUACUAAAAAUAUCACGACCCAAAAGUUUAGAAGCACUUAGAUCAAACAAACUCAUUCAAUUACUAUUGUCAAGGAGUUAGGAAGAAUGAUUGUUCUUAACUUAUAUUGCUCAUGUGAUAUCAUAGAUAGUCCCCUAAAUGGUUUCCAUCAAGAAUAAUUUAAUGGACGAGCAGAAGAUGAGAAAUUUUUUUUUUUGAAAAAAUUCCAAAGAUGCUAUCAGUUUAUAAAAGUUAUAAAAGAAAAAAUCAGCACAAUUAUUGAUUCAAAAUACUAAAAGAAAAAAAUUAUUUUACUAGGUAUGAGUCAUUAGCAACUGAAGUAGUUGAUGGUUUAUAUGAUUUAUGCUCUAAGGCAUUACAUUUUGUUUAUUUUUAUUUUUUUUAUUUUGUGUGCGUGUGUAAAAAUAUUAGCAUGUGCUUAAAUGUUGAUUUGUGUUACUUAAGCAUAUAUGGUUAAGUAGAACAAAAAUGUUGAUUGUGUUGUUGUAUCAAUGACUGUGUUAGGUAACUGUACAUGUUAACUGUUGGUUUUUUUUUUUUUUAUUGGAAUGAUUAGGCUAAUGAAAGAAUGUGUGGAAUUUUCUAAGAAUACAUUAUUAAUUUAUGUGAUUAAUAGUUGAAAUUUAUUUAUGAGGUGUUUGAGUAAUUCUUAUUGGUUUGAGGAAACACUUUUAAUUUAUUUUUCUUUUUUCUUUUUUCAGUUUUACAGCAAAUAAAGAAAAAAAUAAAAGACGAGAGGGAAAAUAGAAAAACUGAGAAAGGAAUAUGAAAAGUGAAAAAUUUUAAAAAUAUCUUUUUUUGUUCACUUCUAUCUCAUUGUGAAUAAAAAUGACUUUUUAAAUAUGUUAAAAAUAUAUUAUU